CAUAUGGAUUCAUGAUGCAUCAUCAAUUUUUACAUAACAAUACGGUCAUUCCUAAAACAUACGGUCUUCAUCAAAACAAAAUUUUCUUCAAACGGUGGUAGAAAAGCAGUGGAAUUUGUGAUCUUAGAAAAUGGCCAAUCCGCCGACGCGAAGUUUGGUGAAAAUAUUGUUCAAUAAUUUCAUAAAUUCGUUCAAACCCCGCCAACUGAAAGGCAAUUUAGUGGGAGAAGACUACUUCGGAAAUAAGUACUACGAGAUACCGGCCAAUUCGUCUGCGGGUCAGCGUCGAGAGCGGUGGUUCGAGCCAACCGAGAAGGAAGCUUACAAUCAGGAAGUCACAGCGGAAUGGGAAGCCUGGCUCCGCGGAAGAAGGAAGGAACCUCCUACGGAGCAAGAGUUGAUGCGUAAUCUUGCCAUCAUGAAGAUGAAAGAAAAGAACGCAGCCGAACUGGAGGCCAAAUAUGGCAAACCGAAAGACGUGGCAGAACUACCGAAGAAUCCGACCGGAAUGGGAUCCUUCCCGCAGUACGAAGAGUACGAAAUUAUGCCGGGAAAAAAGAAGCACGAAAAAUAGAUGCAUAAUGGAUUAAUUUCGGAUCAAACUUAACUAAACAUCCAGUGAUGUCAGUUUGAAAAUAAUAGUGUAAUUUUUAUUUAUUACUGAAAAGAAGCGUAAUUGUGUAUAUACAAUUAUAUUAGAAACGUUAAUAAACUUGUUUGUCCUUUGAAAA
This is a messenger RNA of Armigeres subalbatus, 731 nucleotides long. Its product is annotated as NADH dehydrogenase [ubiquinone] 1 alpha subcomplex assembly factor 2. Gene Ontology annotation, cellular component: mitochondrion; membrane. NCBI's taxonomy places the organism in Eukaryota, Metazoa, Arthropoda, Insecta, Diptera, Culicidae. Bases 131 to 574 code for a protein of 147 amino acids. Gene Ontology annotation, biological process: mitochondrial respiratory chain complex I assembly. The record is from RefSeq and is a predicted model, not a curated record. The transcript has 2 exons.